UCAUUGGUCGGUUCAGCCCCAGCUGUUGGCUUUACUUCCGCGAUCACAAUGGCUAGGCAUUGUACGGUCAAAAUAUUCGUUUUAUUGAGCUUAUUUAAUUUAUCUUUUCUAGUCAGCACUAAUAAUAUCGAGGACAAAGCAGGUCAGUUCUUCAAUAGUGGACAUACUAACAACUGGGCAGUAUUGGUGUGCACUUCUAGAUUCUGGUUCAACUACCGUCAUGUGGCCAACACCCUCUCAGUCUACCGCAGCGUCAAGAGGCUGGGGAUCCCGGACAGCCGCAUAGUUCUGAUGCUGGCAGAUGAUAUGGCUUGUAACCAUAGAAACCCAAAGCCUGCCACAGUCUUCAGCCACAAGAACAUGGAGCUGAACGUUUAUGGGGACGAUGUGGAGGUGGACUACCGGGGCUAUGAGGUGACGGUGGAGAACUUCCUGCGUGUCCUGACUGGCCGGCUCCCCGCCAGCACGCCUCGCUCCAAGCGGCUUCUCUCGGACGACCGCAGCAACAUCCUCAUCUACCUGACCGGUCAUGGCGGGAACGGCUUUCUGAAGUUCCAGGACUCCGAGGAGAUCAGUAACGUAGAGCUGGCCGACGCCUUCGAGCAGAUGUGGCAGAAGAGAAGGUACAACGAGCUGCUGUUCAUCAUCGACACGUGCCAGGGCGCCUCGAUGUACGAGCGCUUCUAUUCCCCUAACCUGAUGGCUCUGGCCAGCAGCCAGGUCGGAGAGGACUCUCUGUCUCACCAACCCGACCUGGCCAUCGGCGUGCACCUGAUGGACCGCUACACCUUCUACCUGCUCGAGUUCCUGGAGGACAUCCACCCCUCCAGCACCACCAACAUGAACCAGCUGUUCAAGGUGUGCCCCAAGAGUCAGUGUGUGUCCACCCCGGGCCACCGUACCGACCUUUUCCUGAGGGACCCAGGACGUGUCCUCAUCACGGACUUCUUCGGAAGCGUCCGCAAAGUGGAGAUCACCAUGGAAACCAUCAACCUGUCGAGCCCCAUGGAGCCUUUGCCAGAGAGGAUACUGUCUGAGGACCAGCAGAGAGAAACGCAGUACUAUGUGGACCAAUUGCCGGUGUCUGGGAUCAUCCAUCAGAAGGCCAAGCAGAGAGACUGGCACCCCCCCGACGGCUUCAUCCUGGGGCUGUGGACCCUCAUCCUCAUCGUCUUCUUCAAGACCUACGGGAUCAAGCACCUCAAACACAUCUUCUGAGUACACACACACACACACACACACACACACACACACACACACACACACACACACUCCAUCCCACUGAAACACGCACACAAUCCAGCACACUGAAAUACACACACACACGCACACAUUCACGCCGUGCCCUCGAGAGAACGGCCUACAAACCCCGAAGAUGUAGAAGAAGAAGAAGAAGAAGAAGAAGAGGGAGUAAAUGUCGACCGAGCCGACUCUUGAGCUCACUGGAACGCAAUGUCACCCUGGAACCAUCGCGGGCGGCUCCUGAACCGGGGACCCGGGGAAAGUGCCGGAACUUUAUUUAUCUGUCGUGUUGUCUGGUCUGGGUUUGUUUCCUUAUGCUUUCUUGUGACCUCCCAUGAGGUCGAUGGGCAGCCCUGUACAUAACGAUCGGAGGCCGCGUGGCGUGCUCUGUGCCUCCGUUCGGGACGCCGUGCGCUGCUGACCUGUCGCUACGGCGGUACAUGACGGCCGCUAACGUGCCGAGCUACACGGACGGGGAACGUGUUUGUUCUACGCGUUGUCCGUGUGCGUUACGGACUUCAAAACACGUCUGGUGCGUGUUCGGUCAAAUCGUCUGCAUGUGGCAGCGCUUUCGCCUAAUUGGAAUGAUUGCCCCCCCCCCCC
This is a messenger RNA of Gadus chalcogrammus (walleye pollock), 1845 nucleotides long. It is a transcript of the gene pigk, whose product is annotated as phosphatidylinositol glycan anchor biosynthesis, class K. Gene Ontology annotation, molecular function: GPI-anchor transamidase activity. The record is from RefSeq and is a predicted model, not a curated record. NCBI's taxonomy places the organism in Eukaryota, Metazoa, Chordata, Actinopteri, Gadiformes, Gadidae. Gene Ontology annotation, biological process: protein localization to cell surface; proteolysis; attachment of GPI anchor to protein. Bases 49 to 1218 code for a protein of 389 amino acids. The transcript has 11 exons. Gene Ontology annotation, cellular component: GPI-anchor transamidase complex.